UUACAUUGCUUGAUUCUUUCCCAUUCUUCUCUCCACAGUUACCUCACAGAGUGUUACGAUGAACUCGGCACACAAUACAAAGUGCCAAUCUAUUGUCUAUCGUAUCCUAUCAAUAUUGUUAAAGAGGAAAAUGGACGCGAUUCACCAGCGGAAUUCUCAGAGCCAGUCGAUGGUGGCACUGAAGUAUUCUUAAAAUUACGAAUAUCGUCUACAAUGUCUGAUGUUAAAUUACCAGUAUACUCAAAAGACACUGUAGGACAGUGCAAAAAGAAAUUACAGGCUGUGGAAAGCAUCGAUGCCUGCUGCCAGCGUUGGUUCUACAGCGGCAAAUUACUCGGCGAUAAAGUGCCCAUAGACGAGUGCAACAUACAGAAUGGUUAUGUGGUGCAAGUGAUCGUCAAUACGGAGCAUUAUAAUCACGAUAACGGUACAAUCAUACCAGUUGCAAGCUAGCCUAGUGUCUAUGUCUAUACCAGCGCAAAACAAAUAAAAUUAGCAACGAGAACCGCAGCAGCAACAGCAACACGAUUAUUAGUAGUAACAACAACAACAACAACAACGCCAACAUCAGCAAUAACCAUAACAAAAGUGUGCAUUGAUGCUGUCACACUAUUUGCAUACGUCAUAGUUAAAAUAUUUAUCAACACUUUAAUUAUGAAUGAGAUAACAAAAAAAAAAAAUCUCUCACAGCAGACAAACAGAGUGUUAUGUAAAUUUUAAAUUAUACACUUGAAGUGUGCAUUAGUGCAAGCGCUCUGUUGAGUAGGUGCACAUUGUUGUUGUACAGCGAAAUAACGCUGAUCGUAUGAUGGUUUGAAAGCAUUCAUUGUUUGUGUUUUUUUUUUUGAGUAAUUUCAACGUUUGCAUCAAAUUUUGCUACACUCUUUAUGAUACAUAACAGCGUGAAGGCAUAUUGUUGUUGCGAAAAUCGUAGAAAAAUCGUUUGGAAACUGUGCGUCUGCGGCUGUCCGCUGGCAUGCAUUUGUUGGUUGGUUAAUUGUUGGUUGUUGUUGCUGACCGACUACUGUUGUUGCUGCCAAGCGCUUACAAGCAACCGACUGUGCAGCAGAUAUUACAUAUGUACAUACACAAACGCAUAUAUACACAUAUUAAAUAAAUGUAUACACACAUAUACAUACUAAAUAUUUAGAAUGAAUGGUUGAUUGACUGAUGAAAGUAAUGAGAAUAUGCAAAAUUUGUAUUUAAAACGAAGAAAAAAGCGUUUCCUUGAAAUAGAAGAAAAGAUUUGAAAUUUUUAUGCGAAAAAAAACUAAAGUUUUGUUAUUUAAUGUAUCAAAAUCUACUGAAAUUAGUAAUUCCUAUUACAAGUUGUAUGUACAGGAUAACUAGUAUAAUAUUUAGCAUUUUCCACAACUAAUUUUUUGUAUUUUUUAGGUAGUAAUUAAAGUGUGAAACACAAAAAUGUAAAUUGUUCUAAGUAAAAGCAGAUGUGCUGAAAGAAAAAAGAAGUGAAUUAAGAAACAACUGAAAGGGAAAAGAAAACUGAAAUUACCAGGGAUGAAAAACAAUCACUUUUAUUUGUAAUUUAUGUAAUAGAAAUUUAUUUGAAUAUAUAGGCGUAUUUGCGUAUGUUACUCUUUUAUUAAUGAGUAAGGUCAAUUAAAAGUUUAUGUUACUUCUUGAUUAAAACUUUUUUGAUUUUGGUCUUAGGAAACUUACAUUUCGCUCCACUGCUCAAGAGUAAAGAUAUUUCGUCUACUACUACUUUAUCAAAAUUUAAUUGUAAUUCUUUAAAUUUUAUUGAAUAAUAAUUUCGGUUACAUAUUUUUAAUAACUUCGCGCUGGAGAAAGUAAAGCCUUACCAUUUGACAUUUAUAAUAUUUCACAUACCCAAAUUAGUAUUUGCUAAUUAAAAGUUUGCCAUUUCGCAAUUUCGAAUUUUUUAUGGCAGAGCAACGCGCUAGAAUUGUUGAAUCAUUCUACCAAAAUGUUAAAUUAUAGGUGACUGCAUUUUUGAGCAUUUCCUCUGUGAUAAGGCCCAUUUCACUCUUGGCGGUUAUGCUAAUAAGCAAAAUUACCAAACGAUGAAGAAGCAAUAGCCAAUUCUCAGAGUUAUGCCGGCAUUAUCAAUGACAAUUUUUGGCCUAAAAUUGAUAAUCUCGAACGCUUAAUCUCGAUAUGUGGCAUAGAGGGUUGCCUAUCAAGAUUCUGUAAUUCACCGCUUUUGGAUUCCUAUUUCUGGGGAUAUGUGAAAGACGGUUUUUUAGCGAACAUUUCCACAACUCUGAUGCGAAUGAAUAACGAGAUACGUGAAGUUAUCAUGGAGGUAUUGUCCGAAUUAUGAGAGAGGCAUUGAAAAACACCUCAGAAAUAUUAGGUCCUGAAAACUAUACUAUGUUUUUUCCUUAACUUUACUUCCCAAGGAGAAAAUGGAUUACCCUGCGGAAUUUACAUACACAGACUUAGUUGACUCUACUUUAACUGGGUAAAUGGUUUCGAGCGAAAAGAGAGUAAAAAUAAAACCAUCAACGUAGAAAAAAUCAAAUGUACUUAAUAAAAAAAAUUUUAAUA
This is a messenger RNA of Rhagoletis pomonella (apple maggot), 2532 nucleotides long. Its product is annotated as ubiquitin domain-containing protein 1. The record is from RefSeq and is a predicted model, not a curated record. The transcript is spliced from 2 exons. The annotation marks the transcript as partial. NCBI's taxonomy places the organism in Eukaryota, Metazoa, Arthropoda, Insecta, Diptera, Tephritidae. Gene Ontology annotation, molecular function: protein binding.